AUGGCCAAGCACACGCGUUUUUCGGCUUUGGACGAGCCAGUAGACAUCUUCCAGGACGAGAUCUUCGAGAGCGCCGCCCCUAUGACCAGUCACGCUCCCAUGCCCUCAGUCACAAAACCCAACCGACGACCCCUGACGAGCUCGAGCUCCAACGUCGUCUUCAACCAAUCCGCCACAUAUUCGACCUUCAAGACAAGGCCGUCUUCCUCGUCACACAUUCCCCUGAAUUCGUCGCUCGGGAACAAGUUGAACAUGGUGCCCAUGGCUCCUCCAACAACCAGAGGCCACAGCGCCAACAUGCCUCAAAAGGGGCCCUACCUAUCAGAAUUCAAGACGGGCCCUCAAAAGCCAUCCAUUGAUAUCAGCUUCGACUACGGAAAGGAGAACAUUCGCCCUCAGCUCUUCCCGGCACCCCCCGCCGUCAACCUCCACGCCGAAACCUACUACCGCAAGCCCAACGGCAAGCGAGCGCUCAUGGAUGCUGCUCCCAUCAAGGACUCAAGACCAGCAAAGAAGAUCAAGACUGAGCCGACCGCCGCAGUCAUUCCUCCUCCCGACGCCUUCCCACCCAUCAUCGAUGACGGCAACAAGCCUCCUCACAGCUACGCCCAACUGAUUGGAAUGGCCAUUCUCCGAUCUCCUAAGAAACGACUCACACUUGCCCAGAUUUACAAGUGGAUCAGCGACAACUACUCCUUUUACAGUCCUUCCGAUGCCGGUUGGCAGAAUAGCAUCCGCCAUAACCUCAGCCUCCACAAGAACUUCAACAAGAUCGAGAGACCCAAGGACGACCCCGGCAAGGGCAACUACUGGGCCAUCGAACCCGGCACCGAGUCCCAGUUCCUGAAGGAAAAGACUACGCGCAAAUCUGCAUCCGCCUCGGAGAAUCUGCCUGUCAUGUCAACUCGGCUAGAGCCCUCGCGUUCGACUCGUGCCCCGAUUCAGGAGCCGACUCUCCCUCCGCCUGUUCCCGUCAGCCAGGCUACUCUCCCGCCCCUUCCCACUUCUCAAGCCACCAUGUCGAUGCCUCCGGAGUUGUCUUCGGAUGCAACCAUCCCGGUCUCUGAUAACAUUGGUCCCGAAGAUGCCGCAGACAAGGCCGAUCACGAUGCUCCUCACGACUCCUCCCUCUACUCACCUCUUCCCGCUGCCAUGCACUCGUCACCUCCCGUCUCUCGGCACAUGGAGCCCCGAAGCAACACUCCACCUCCUAUCGCUCGCAACCCCGCCUCUUCCAUCUCACGAUCUCGCAGGCGCAAGUUUGCGUCCAUGGAUGACAGUGGAUACAUCUCUUCUCUUGAUUCAUCCGUUGUCCGACCCAACCAGAAGGGUUACCUGCUGACCUCAGAGGCCGACCGCCCCAGGAUGAAGGUUCGAGGCCGUGCCGAGGAGGAGAUUGCCCGUCUGCGAGGAUCCUCUCCCUUCAGCCCGACCAAGUCACGCUUCUGCCCUCCCGUUUCGUCCUCUCCGCUACGACUUCACGAUAAUCAGAUGCUUCCCCCGCUCACACCUAUCAUCAAGAUCAAGCCUCCUGUUCGACCACCUCCAUCGGUCUCUCCCAACACCAACCUUCGACUUCACCGUGACAAGGUCCAAAGCAUUCUCCAGUCGCCUAUUCGCCGGGUUAAUGGCCUCGGUGAUAUUGCACCAUGGAGUCCCGCCUUCAACCUCGAUGACCCCGUCUACAGCUUCGACUGCGAUGUCGUGAACUCGGCCGACUUUGAGAUCUUCCACGGACUGCCAACCCUCGAGGGAGAUGCCUUUGCUGGCAUCAGCUCAGCCGAAGCUGGAUCCCCUGUCAAGCGUUCUGUCAAGCGUAAUCGGCUGGAUCGAUCUGUCUCUACAUCCGCCCUGGGUGAGAUCACAAACUCUGCCAUCAAAAAGCCCAUCGCUUCCGCCCCCCUGCUCAAGGCUCCCGAGCCAUCUGCUGCUUAUGACAGCCCCAGCAAGAGCUUUGAAGGCCUCAGCUCGCCAUCUAGGAUGUUCCAGCAAUCCCCCAUCAGGAACCAGUCCCCUUCCAAGUUUGCCAGCCUGCCAGAUCUCCCUGCCGACUGUGACUGGCCCUCGAUGAUGAUGGAUCCUGUUGGCUUCAUGAACCACAGUACACCGGAUGUCGCAAACUUUUCGAACCUAGACAUCUUCAAGGGAUUCGAGAAGAUUGGCUCCGGAUCACAAAACACCUCGAACGACAACGACAACUCUACCAACUCCAACUCGGCCAACCCCAGAGGCAGCAAGCCCGGGCUGGGUCGGAGUUAUUCUACUGCAUUUUAAGACGCAUACAACUACCCACCUACCCACCAGAAAAUGAAGCGGCGGAGACGACAAACAACACAAAGCGUAAUGAUGAGAUUAAUGACUUGACGAAAAGAAGAAGAAAACUUCCAAUUUCCUCCUCGAGAGACGGCCAUGUCUGUGCUCCAUUGUGGCUUGGACACGUUUGGAUUUGUCCGGUAUGGACUAGAACAGGGAGGCUCGGUGCUUGCCGGGCUCUCAGAAAGGCUUCGCGGCUGGCAGUUGACGACGAUAAUGACUUUCGGGCGCGGAGGAAAGAGAGAGCUCGUGUGAGGCUCGGGACACCACUGGAUGACGAUUGAUUGAUUGAUUGGUUGAUUUGGCAUGUGCGUUUGGUUUUGGUUGCGUUGAUGCUCUACCCUCUUUGAUUUUUAACUCAACUUGCAUGUUGCGUGUUUUCUUGGUUGCUCGGAGUUUGGAUGGCCCCCGUGUGGCUCUGGAAGAAUUGUGUACUCUACACCCUGCGUAUGUUUGCGUGUAUCCCUUUGUUACUAGGUUCGGAGAGAAGCUACCCGAGGCCAGCGUUAUAACUACUAUCCUUUUAACAUGAUGAAUCAUUUCUUUUUCUAG
Molecule: messenger RNA, 2865 nt
Organism: Fusarium vanettenii 77-13-4
Lineage: Eukaryota; Fungi; Ascomycota; Sordariomycetes; Hypocreales; Nectriaceae
Exons: 1
Coding region: 1-2274 (757 amino acids)
Biological process (GO): regulation of transcription by RNA polymerase II
Cellular component (GO): nucleus
Molecular function (GO): RNA polymerase II cis-regulatory region sequence-specific DNA binding; DNA-binding transcription factor activity, RNA polymerase II-specific
Source: RefSeq, a predicted model, not a curated record